Molecule: messenger RNA, 2988 nt
Organism: Closterium sp. Naga37s-1
Lineage: Eukaryota; Viridiplantae; Streptophyta; Zygnematophyceae; Desmidiales; Closteriaceae
Source: the annotation of a GenBank genome assembly
GAAUAGUGGGGAACGAUUGCGAAGCAGCAGUAAACAGCAGCGUGCCAGCCUGGGGCACACAAGCCGCAGAGAGCAGCGCUGAGAGUAGCGCUGCAGGCGCGGUCGUGGCGGGGGAGGCGGCAGCCACUGGGGAAGCACUCGGCAGCCCAGAGGCUGGGGGGAGCGGAUCAGAAGCGCAAGGAGCAUCGGGCCAGGGGUCGCAAGAGCAGGGGGCAGGAGGGGUUGGGGGGCAAGGGGGGCACGGGGCCUUGACCAGAGCACAAGGGACAGCGGGAGCAGGAGGUUCAGGGACUGCGGGAGCAGGGGAGGCAGGGGGAGUGCCGGCGGGAGAAGCAGGGGGGGCAGGAGGAGGGGGAGUGGAAGGAGCAGGGGGCGCGGGAGCAGCGGAGCCGGAGCAGCAGCUGGCGGAGGCGUGGCAGCGCGCGAUGGAUGAGGCGGAGGUGGAGAUCCGCAAGCAGGCUAUCGAGAACGAAUUUCUGCGCUCCCAGCUGCGCGUGCUCGAAUGGCAGAUGAGCAACGGCGCGCUAGCAAGUUCCGCGCCUCCUGACGUGGACGGUCUGCUCUCCCCUUCCUCCGCGCGCCUUCCCCCUUCCGCCAGUACAGGCGCGGGGCUCAGUCCAGGUUUACCUGGGGCAGGUGCAACUGUUGCAGGCGUAGCAGGGGCGGGCGCGUUUAGUGGCCAUCCAGGCGGUUUUAGUGGCGCUUUAGUUGGAAGUCCGCAGAUUUUGGGAAUAGGCAGUGCAGCAGCAGGAGUAGGAGGUAACGGUGCUGCUGCUCCUGCUGUAGCAGGUGGGGCUGAAGGGGCAGUAGGGGGAGGGAGAGGAGAAGGGAUUAUGGCUGCUGUAGCAGCAGCUGUAGCACCAGGAAUGGCUGGUGGUAACAGUGGUGGAAUGGGGGGGCUGCUAGGAUCAGAUCAGGUGGUUGCUGGGGAAGGUGGUAUUGGGCAUUUGGGCGGGAUGCCCUUCGCAAACGACCUGACUCGGUCAACGGGUGGGGCGGCAGCGUCCGGCCCCAGCGGGUCGGCGGCGGGCGGCGGAGACAGGUCUGUGAACGUGGGCGAGCUGAUGCAGCGAGUGGCAUCGUUGGAGGAGCAGGUUCGAAGCAAGGACAAGCUGCUGGCUGCUGCCCAGGCGCGGGAGGCACAGCUGCAGGCAGAGAAGCGAUCUCUGGAGCGCAGGAUGUCAGAGCUGCGACUGGCAUUCGACGGGCAGCAGCAGAACCUGAUGGGGUCGGCCCAGAAGGCCAUGGGGUACCGCCGGGACGUGCUGGAGGAGAAUGUGCGCCUCACUCGUGCACUGGAGCUGGGGGCAUUGUGUAUGCUCUGGAGUUGCCUGCGGCGAGGAGGGACGAAGGCCAUGGGGAACCGCCGGGACGUGCUGGAGGAGAACGUGCGCCUCACCCGCGCGCUGGAGAGUUGCCUGCCAGCAGUAGGGAGGAAGGCCAUGGGUGCGCCUCACCUGCGCGCUGUAGGUGCGUUCUGGCUGGGGGCACUGUGCGUGCUGUGCUCUAGAGUCUGGACUGGAGUGGCGUGCCCUGGGAGCAGUGUGUGGUGUCAUGGGCAACACCAGAAGGCCAUGGGGUACCGCCGGGACGUGUUGGAGGAGAACGUGCGCCUCACCCGCACGCUGGAGAGUUGGCUGCUGCGAGUAGGGAGGAGGGCCAUGAGGUGCCGCCGCGACGUGCUGGAGGAGAAUGUGCGCCUCACGCUCGCGCUGGAGCGAGUGGAGCAUGACCGCAUGCUGUUUGUCACCACGCUCAUGCCCGAGCGGAGCAUGACCGCAUGCUGUUCAUCACCACGCUCACGCCAUGCUCCUCUGUGCCGCAUGCACAUGCCCUCUCUCUCCCCCUGCAAUCCCCCAUCUCCUUCCCCCCCUCCAUCCCCAGCGAGCGGAGCACGACCGCAUGCUAUUCAUCACCACGCUCACUCUGCCUGUCUGUGUUCCCCUGUGCCCUAUUCUCCCCUCUCUUCCUGCACUCCUCCAUACCCUCGCCCCCUCCAUCCCCAGCGGGCAGAGCAUGACCGCAUGCUAUUCAUCAGCACGCUCACGCCGUGCUCCCCCGUGCCUCAUGCGCAUGCCCUCUUGCAUGUGUUGCUCACUCUGCGUGUGUUCCCCUGUGCCCUAUUCUCCCCUCUCUCUUCCUGCACUCCUCCAUACCCUCGCCCCCUCCAUCCCCAGAGAGCGGAGCACGACCGCAUGCUAUUCAUCAGCACGCUCACGCCACUAGCAGGGGAGUUUGGUCUCUCGGCCACCGCCUCUGCUGACUCGCACCACAUGCUGCUCUCUGUCAAGUCUGUGCUGCAGCAGCUGCUCACCCGAACCACUCGCAGCAACGAGGUAAGCGUCCUUCCUCUUCCCCCCUUCGCCGCACAUGUCCUGAGCUCUGCUCUGCUCAAUUUGCAGGGCGGGCCGUCACCCCCUCUCCCCACGCUCUAUGGCACCACAGACCCCACGCUCUCUGCUCCGUGCUGCCCUUGUUGUUUUUAUUCACUCUUCCUCACCGUCUCCCCUCCAACCUCCCCCCCCCCCUUCCAGCAGGGCGGGCUGUCAGCCCCCCUCCCCACGCUCUACGGCACCACAGACCCCACCCUCUCUGCGCUGCUGCUCGCCAGUGGCGCCAACCCCAACAGCACCUCCCUCGCAGCAAACCCCCUCACUGCUGCCUCGCCUCUCCGUGCUUUAGCUGGGCUGCUGUCCCCUGCAUCUGCACCUGCUGAUCCUCUGCUGCUCCGAAGCUCCUUUGUUGCCGCUCUCUCUGCUGCUGCCUCGCCUCUCCGAACCUUGGCUGGGCUGGUGUCCCCUGCUGCUGCUGCUGCUGCUGCUGCUGCUGCUGCUGCUGCUGCUGCUGCUGCUGCUGCUGCUGCUGCUGCUGCUGCUGCUGCUGCUGCUGCUGCUGCUGCUGCUGCUGCUGCUGCUGCUGCUGCUGCUGCUGCUGCUGCUGCUGCUGCUGCACUGCACCUGCAUGUGCAUCUGCUACUGCUGAUGCUCU